UGAGGCCUGAGGGAAUUAGGGUUUAGGAUCUAAAUCUCCGCGACCCUCCUUUGCUUUCCGCUCCUCUCAACACAUCGCCUUCUUUGUGUUCGUAUUUUAUUGGUAGUCUCUCUCGCUCACUCACACACACACACACACACACACACUCUCUCUCGGUCUCGCUUCUGUGUCUGUGCGUUUAAACGAUCUAAAGUUGCGUCUUCCCCACCUCCCAUCCGCUCUCCCUUUCUCUCUUGCUCGCGUGCGUUCGUUCUUCUUUCUUCCAUUCUCGCCCACACUGACGCGCGCGCACAGGGGACGACAGUGAAUCAAGAGAGGAGAGAGCCCCACGCCAGUCUUCCAGCCAAGUAUGCAGCGGCCCCCUGCACGUGUUCCCCCUCGCAAACCCUAACUAGGUUCUCUCUCUCUCUCUCUCUCUUCCUCUUAUUAUUUCUUCGGAUUUUUUUUUACGAAAAAUCUCAUAAAGAAAUAUAUAGAGUUCGAGAGGAAAAGAGAGAGAGAGAAAAAAAAAAGGAAAAGGAAAUAAUUGCUGUGGAUUUAUAGGGGAGAUUAGAGAACAGUAAAGGAAGAUAUGGAAAAAAGUGAGCAUGGUAGGCAUGGAGGAGGAGGAGGAGGAGGAGGAGGAGGUAGAGGGGGAAGAGUUCCAACAAAUAGCAACAGCAGCAGUGGAACCAGCAGCAGUAGAAGCACUUCGGAACACCACCAGCAACAGCACUACUUUGGCCAUCAUCACCAACAGCAGCAGCAAGGAAGCAACAGCAGGCCGUCGACGCUCGACAAGGUCGCCUUCGAGAGCCGCGGCUCCGUAGCCCCCUUCAUGGGCUCCAUCAUCCACCACGGUGCGUCUGGCCGAGGCGUCGUCGACGCCUCCCUGGCCAUCUCCACCGCCAAACCUGACCCCGGCGGGGCCGUUGGCCCCUCCUCCUCCUCUCCCGCUGCCGAGGCGUCCAAGAAACUCGCAGUCGCUGGCACCCCGGCCAAAAGAUCCUCCAAGGACCGUCACACUAAGGUCGACGGCCGCGGCCGCCGGAUCCGCAUGCCGGCUAUCUGCGCCGCGCGUGUGUUUCAGCUGACGCGGGAGCUCGGGCACAAGACCGACGGCGAGACCAUCGAGUGGCUGCUGCAGCAGGCCGAGCCGGCAAUCAUAGCUGCCACUGGUACCGGUACGAUCCCAGCCAACUUCUCCACGCUCAACAUCUCGCUGAGGAGUAGCGGCUCCUCCUUCUCCGCCCCGGCCUCCAAGUCCGCCCCGCUCUCCUUUCACGCGCUCGCCCUCGCCCACCACCGCCCCGACUUCGAGCUGGUGACAGACCCUGGUGCUGCCGCAAUGCUCGGCUUCCACCAGCUCCACCAUCAUCCCCACCAGCACCAGCUCCUGUCCGCCGACCAGAUCGGGGAAGGCUUACAAGGCGGAGUCGGCAGUGGCGGUGGCGACUCCACCGACACCUAUUUGAGGAAACGAUUUAGAGGAGAUCUCUUCAAAGACGAGCAACAGACUCCUCCCCAGCAUCAGGAAGGAGGCGGAGGGGCCGGCCCCUCGUCGCCGUCGUCGGUCUCCAAGUCCAUGAGGGCGGGCAGCGGGCUCCAAUUGCAGCAGCGAUCACAGCAACAAGACGCAGCAGCUGCAGGACUGACGAGGCCGCCAGGGAUCCUCCCUGCGGCGGCAAUGUGGGCAGUUGCCCCGAACAGCGCAGCUGGCGGAGCGUUCUGGAUGCUUCCCAUGUCCGCAGGGUCAGCCGCGCCGGCAGUGGCCGCGGCCACCGGGUCCUCAGAGCCGUCCAUCUGGACGUUCCCGGCCAUGGCCGGGCAGUACCGCGGCGGGAUCAGCGGCGGCAGCACCAUCCAAGCGCCACUCCAAUUCAUGUCACGAGUAAACUUACCUGGUGCCGCCGACUUCCAAGGUGGCCGUGCUCUGCCGCUGGGAUCGAUGGUGCUGCAGCAGCCCACGAGCGGCGUGGCGGCUCAGCAUCUCGGCCUGGGAACGUCCGAGACUAACCUGGGCAUGCUUGCGGCGCUCAACGCGUAUAAUAGAGGAGGUGGCCUGAGCAUGAAUUCUGAGCACCACCACCCAAUGGAUCACCAUCACCAAGCCCACACCCAUCAGCAACAGCAAAGCGCAGACAGUGACGAGGACAACCACACCAGUUCACAGUAGAGGCGAGGAGAAUUCGCAUUUGCGUCAUCCCACCGUGUUCAGUAAGAUCCUAAGCAUGCAUGGUAGAAACAAACAAUCCAAUUGGAGCUUCGAAUCCAGGAAACGGAGACUGUCCCUCCCCCUUUUCCUUCUUCUUCUUCUUAUUCUUCUUCUUCUUCUUCUCUUUUGACUUGCAGAAGGUGAGCUUGGCGUGCAAAAAAGAACCCUUUAAAUUAAUGGACAGUGUUCUUUCAGCUUGUGAAAGAAUACUUCCAUCGCUUCUCUUUCUUUUAUUUUUGUUCUAUUCUGCUUGAGUGUUGUGAUUUUAAGAACCUGAUUUGUGGGUCCAAAUGGGCCGCAAGAGUGGGGAACAAAGAU
Molecule: messenger RNA, 2512 nt
Organism: Musa acuminata subsp. malaccensis (wild Malaysian banana)
Lineage: Eukaryota; Viridiplantae; Streptophyta; Magnoliopsida; Zingiberales; Musaceae
Product: transcription factor TCP8-like
Cellular component (GO): nucleus
Molecular function (GO): sequence-specific DNA binding; DNA-binding transcription factor activity
Source: RefSeq, a predicted model, not a curated record